Molecule: messenger RNA, 780 nt
Organism: Acanthosepion pharaonis
Lineage: Eukaryota; Metazoa; Mollusca; Cephalopoda; Sepiida; Sepiidae
Source: the annotation of a GenBank genome assembly
AUGUGGUUUCCGCGUUUCUUUUUUUUUUUUUUAAAGACGUUUUAUGCUGCCUUUUCUUUGCAUGGCCCGAAACCUUCCGAUCGACUCUUCUUUUACCGACUCUUAUUGACGUCUUUCUGUUCCUGCUUGAUUACAUUUAUUAAACAAUCUUUCUCUCUCUCUCUCUCUCUCUCUCUCUCUGAACAAUCUACCUCAGUCCACUUCCUAAUAUCUAUCUAUCUAUCUAUCUAUCUAUCUAUCUAUCUAUCUAUCUAUCUAUCUACCAGUCUGUUCAUUAUCUAUCUAUCUAUCUAUCUAUCUAUCUAUCUAUCUAUCUAUCUAUCUAUCUAUCUAUCUAUUCUUGUCUCAUUCUGUUCAUAUCUAUCUAUCUAUCUAUCUAUCUAUCUAUCUAUCUAUCUAUCUAUCUAUCUAUCUAUCAGUCUGUUCAUUAUCUAUCUAUCUAUCUAUCUAUCUAUCUAUCUAUCUAUCUAUCUGUUCUUGUCUCAUUCUGUUCAUAUCUAUCUAUCUAUCUAUCUAUCUAUCUAUCUGUUCAUUAUCUAUCUAUCUAUCUAUCUAUCUAUCUAUCUAUCUAUCUGUUCUUGUCUCAUUCUGUUCACAUCUAUCUAUCUAUCUAUCUAUCUAUCUAUCUAUUCUAUCUAUCAUUCAUCUAUCUAUCUAUCUAUCUAUCUAUGGUAUCACAAUCAUAUCUAUCUAUCUAAACAUCUAUCUAUCUAUCUAUCUAUGCUAUCACAAUCAUACGCCAAACAGAAGCCACGUAAAACGACAUUUAAUAGUGCCUAA